Torulaspora globosa is the source of this 1938-nucleotide messenger RNA. RefSeq names its product zinc-coordinating transcription factor SFP1 (gene SFP1). The transcript has a single exon. Lineage: Eukaryota; Fungi; Ascomycota; Saccharomycetes; Saccharomycetales; Saccharomycetaceae. The record is from RefSeq and is a predicted model, not a curated record. Gene Ontology annotation, cellular component: nucleus. The coding region runs from base 1 to 1938 and encodes 645 amino acids.
AUGGAUUUCACAUCUAUGACGAUGGCGGACAACGCAACGUCUUCAGCAGUUACGACGUCUCCAACGCCUCCCUCUGGUGUUUCUGUAAUGUCGGAGAUGGGUGGUGGAGGCAGAAGGAACAGUGGAUCUGGGGCUAGUGGCAGUGUUCUCUUUGCAGAAGAGGGUGGAGAUGCGAUGUUUCAACCACAUCAGUCGCAUAACGCUUCGAUUACCGGAUCACACAACAUGGCGAAGUUGAGAAGAGACUCUAUCGCGCAUUCGCAAGGAAUGGGAGGUGUGUCAUGGGGGUCCCUUACCAUCGGGUCCUGGUUGAGGGACGAAGUGAUGCUUCACGCCACUUUGAAGAACUCAAGAAGCAAUAGUUCGUCGAAGAAUACAACGAUUCAUCUGCAUCCGACACAUCGCAACAGCAGUCCAGCGUCACCGCCGAACGGCACAACUGCUAGCAUAAGGAGGCCGUCUCAUUUCUCAGCUGGUUCGCCUCCAGGUGCCCACAACGCUUACCUGCCCAGCCUCGAGAAACAGUACUGUAAGGAUUACUCAUGCUGUGGGCUAUCACUGCCCGGUCUACACGAUCUGUUAAGACAUUACGAAGAGGCUCACAUUGCAACCUCUCCCGGCUCUGCCAUCCCGGCAGGAAACGCAGCGUAUGCUGCGUCCGCUGCUCACGCCGCAGCAUCGCAGCAGAAGAGGAAAUCGUACCAAGGAACCGCACCACGGCAGGCCCCACAUACAAUCAACUACAGCGGGAACAGGAGCGCCGUUACGCAUCAACAGCAGCAUAUAAUACAGCAACAGCCGCAUCAUCGCCAUCCCGGUGGUGCGAAUGGUCAAACGAUGUCGCAGCAGAGAAUGCCUCUGUCACCGACCGCGACCAGCGCUGCUCAUGGCGGACUCAACAUUGCGGGAGUCAAUAGCAGCUUGACUGACCCAUCUGGCGCGGUAGCGGGUCAGGCGCCACCGCAAUUGCAUCUGAACGGGAACCUUGUGGACGCGGUGUCUACCAACGACGUCUUCUUGCAGGCCAACGCCAGCCAACAAAAUACAACUCACAACCCGCAAAUGCUAAGGCGGCGUGGCGAUAUGGCGACAAUGAGCGCCGUUCCGAACGCUAGCCAGAAUGGCAAGAUUCCAAUUACUGCUCAGCACUCUUUCAAUGCGUACUCUUUGAACGCUGCUUCAAAGAGUGGCCAACGGAACACUAAUAGGCUGCAUAACAGCAGCCCACACAUGGCUAUGAGUAGUGCCAACAAGUUCUCUCACCCUAUGCAAGUGGGAAUGGAGCUGGAUUUCAUGGAUGAAGAAGACAUGAUUGGAGGCGAUAUAGAUGAUCCCGCAUUCAUGCGUUUGACUAAUCCACUUGCACACGGAGCCAACAACGUCUUCGGCGCACAUACAAACGUGGGUGCAGCAAGGUUUAACACAAUGAACAUGCAGGCGAUAGGGCAUCCUACUCCGCCGCCUAGUACUACGGCGGGCACGAUACCGCCGCAUGUGAUAAACGACGAGGACGACGAAGAUGACGAUGAAGACGAUGACGACGACGAAGAGGCGGCCAUUGGGAAUUCCGCCGCUUCUAAGACCAAGUCUACUCGCCACAACAACCACAGACAGGAGGGCUAUAUCGAUGAUCCAGCGAGAAGAUUAUAUGUCAUGGACCAUGAGGAGCACAAACCUUUCAAGUGUCCCGUCAUCGGCUGUGACAAGACCUACAAGAAUCAAAACGGCCUCAAAUAUCACAAGGUGCACGGUCAUCAAAAUCAGAAACUGCACGAAAACCCAGACGGGACUUUCAGCAUAAUAGAUCCCGAAUCCAAUGAGCCGUAUCCUGAUGGAAUGGGUUACGAGAAGGAUAAGCCCUAUCGUUGCGAAGUCUGUGGAAAGCGCUACAAAAACUUAAACGGUCUAAAAUAUCACAGGGGGCAUUCAACACACUAA